Molecule: messenger RNA, 1472 nt
Organism: Hordeum vulgare subsp. vulgare (domesticated barley)
Lineage: Eukaryota; Viridiplantae; Streptophyta; Magnoliopsida; Poales; Poaceae
Product: probable isoprenylcysteine alpha-carbonyl methylesterase ICME
Exons: 12
Coding region: 68-1261 (397 amino acids)
Source: RefSeq, a predicted model, not a curated record
CUCCCCGCCACCGGAACCUCUCGGCCCACCGACGGACGGACGGACGGACGGAUCCAACCGCGCAGCGAUGCAGCAGCCCGCCUCGCCGGCCUCGCGCGGCGGCACCCCGCGCCUGCGCAAGCGCGACUCCUCGGCGCCAUCCACCCCGAGAGCGGGCGGCGUCCGCCGCCGGACCACGUUCCGCGAGGACGUCGGCCACGCCGCCGCCGAGACCUACCUCGUCACGCGCCUCGCCUUCAUCCUCCUCCGCUCCCUCGGGGUAGGCUCUCGGUGGAUAUGUCAACUUCUUGCGCUCCUAACAUACGCAGUUUUACUUAUGCCCGGUUUCAUAAAAGUUGGGUAUUACUAUUUCUUCUCAAGCCAGGUUCUUAGAAGCGUAAUCUAUGGAAACCAACCAAGAAACAGGUUGGAUAUGUACAUACCCAGAGAACGUAGGAAACCCAAUCCAGUUGUGGUAUUUGUAACCGGUGGAGCUUGGAUCAUUGGUUACAAGGCGUGGGGUGCUCUUCUUGGAAAACGGUUAGCGGAGCGUGGAAUUAUAGUCGCUUGCGUUGAUUACAGAAAUUUCCCCCAAGGAACAAUAAGUGACAUGGUCGGUGAUGCUUCUGAGGCAAUUUCAUUUAUUUGUGAUACUGUUGCUAGCUAUGGAGGAGAUCCUAAUCAGAUUUACUUGAUGGGUCAAUCAGCAGGAGCACAUAUCGCGGCAUGUGCUCUCUUGGAGCAAGCAGUUAAAGAAUCUCGAGGAGAAGAAAUUUAUUGGAGUGUUACUCAGAUAAAAUCAUAUUUUGGUUUAUCUGGAGGAUACAACAUGCAAAAUUUGGUUGAUCAUUUUCAUGAACGUGGUCUUUAUCGUUCAAUUUUCCUCAGCAUAAUGGAAGGAAGGAGAUCAUUGCCACAGUUCUCUCCGGAAAUUGUGAUACAAAAAUUAAGUCAUGAAGCCAUAGCUUUACUUCCUGAGAUUGUACUUUUUCAUGGAACAGGAGAUUACUCUAUCCCAUCGUCUGCUAGUGAAAAUUUUGCAGACGUCCUAAAAAAAGUUGGUGCAAAAACUAAAGUACAAUUGUACAAGGGAAAAACCCAUACUGAUGUAUUUGUACAGGAUCCACUUAGGGGUGGCAAAGACCCACUGGUUGAGGAUGUUGUUUCUAUCAUCCAUGCUGAUGAUGCAGUUGCACGUCAGAAGGAUGACUCGGCAGCUCGCCCUGAGCGCCUGGUUUCUGAGUGGCAGAUAAUGUUGGCCCGGCAAAUUAGCCCAUUUUAAACAGUGCUAUUCAACGUUCCAGUGUGAUGAACAGCAUGAUUAUACCAAGCAAUUGAGCUUCAAACUUACCUUUCGCCGCAUGUUCGCACUGAAGAAGCUAUAGGUUGUAGGUAGUAGAAAAAAAUCAGAUUUUGUGAACAUAGAUUCAUAUGCCCCGAGUUUUUGUAUAGCUGUAGACUUGCAAAUCUCAAGCAAUUCAAUGAAAUUCAAA